Vigna unguiculata (cowpea) is the source of this 741-nucleotide messenger RNA. RefSeq lists its product as uncharacterized. NCBI's taxonomy places the organism in Eukaryota, Viridiplantae, Streptophyta, Magnoliopsida, Fabales, Fabaceae. The record is from RefSeq and is a predicted model, not a curated record.
AAAAUUCAAUCACAUUGAGUUUGCAUUAUUCUGAUACCUAUUUGGUUUAAACAUGGCCAGCUAAUUUCACGAAGGCACAACACAACCAUCGUAUUCAACGCCUAUCCUCUUCUCCCUCACACCCAAAACUUCUUUCUUUUUACUUAAGAGCUGCAUGAAAUUGGUCUACUUUUCCCAAACAAAUGGGUGAAAGAACUCUCGUUCCAAUUUUCGUCUUCUGGACUUUCCUUACAAUAAUAACUCCCACACUCAUUCUUUUGUCAGAGAAUUCAAAGGCAGACCUCGAUUUAAAUGGUCAAGACCCUUUAAGAAAUAUAACUGAGGGAGUGAAACAAGGAAGAAUGAUUCGGCACACACACAGAGAAAAUUACAUCAUAAAAACAGCACCAAAGGAUACCAAGUUUGAAGAGGAAUCAGCACCAGCCCCAGAACCAUUACCAACUACUGCUACAGUUACUCCAACUGUGUCACUCUCACAUCAGAAUCGUACUCUUAAACACAAUACAACCCAUGCCAGAAUAGAACACCUCAAAGUCAAACAAACAAAUAUCAGAUAAACAACUACUCGGUUCUGGUUUGCAGGAUUUGGAUCUCAGAUUGUUGUUGUGUCCUCAAACCUUGUGGAAGAAGAACAAUUGAAGUUGGUGAGAAACAUAAUUAAUUCAUUACAUUGUAAAUAUCUACAUAUGUUCAUACCAUGAUUCUGAAUUGAUAUAAUUUGGUUGGGGUUGGAUCAUACUA